GGCUGCUCCUCCAAGCAGUACCUGUGUGUCCCCUGCCGUCCCUGCGUCGGGCACCUCAGUGGGCACUGAAGCAUAGAGCAGGGAGCAUCUGCUGUUGUGUUUCCCUGCUGAAUGUGCUGUGGUGUGGUUUGUUUUUUGGAUAUAUAUGUUGGUUUUCUUUGUAAGGCCUUCUCUGCUGUGUAUCUAAGGCCACAAGGUAGAUUCAUGAUGAUUCAGGACCACUGCUGGCUCCACACAGGAUCACCCCAAAAUCAGACUGGUCUGCAUGGUGUCCUGGUACUCCCUGAGCUCCAGCAGCUCAGGCUGUGCCCACUGACCUGGCUGCCUCUUCCUCUGGGGCAGAACCUUUCUCUGAUAUCCAGUCUGAACCUUCUCUGAGAUAAAAAAAAUCCCUGUUUAUUUAAGCCAAAACUUGCAAAGAGAUUAUGUCAUAGAGAUCUGGAGUGAUCCUCCAUGCUGGGGUCUCUGUGCUCAGACUUAUUCUUCAUUUGACACAAAUAAACUUCUGGUUGGGGCCCCAUCUCUUCCAAGCUCUUCCUGACUUGCCAGGCUCAAAAUGAGGCACCUGAUGUUUUUCCCAUAUUGCAAAUUUUCACUUCACUGUGGAGUUUUCAGAAUGACUCUAGAAAUUAUAAGAGCCAAACAAAGUAUUUAUUUCAGCUUUUCUGUGCUAUGCAGUGUUAGCAUUUAUCUGGUGUAUUUUUUCUUAUUAUCUUUUUUAACCCUCUGUAGUAUUAAUAAUGAUAUAAUUUAUACUAAACUCCAUUCUUUGGACCCAGAGGCACAAUUCUUCCACUUUGUGUCCAAACCAACAUUGCUCCCUAAUCAGCCUUGUUCAGCUCCUCCUUUCUUCUAUUCUACCCAGUCACAAGUCAUCACAAUGCCAGCGCUGCCACUGGAUGAACUCCAGCUCACAGAAAAGGAUCCCAAGACAGGGAAGCUGAGAACUUUACCGGCACUGUGUUUUGGCUUCCUGCAGCACCCAGAAAUAAAAGCAGAUCGGUCUUUUGUGCUAUACAGACCGCCACCUGUUGUCAGAGACCCUGCCUUAGUGGAAGAAUUCUUGGAGCGAGCAAAAUUCAUUGCAGAUGAUCUGGACUGGCUGCUGGCUUUGCCUCAUGAUAAGUUUUGGUGCCAGGUGGUAUUUGAUGAGACGCUUCAGAAAUGCCUGGAUUCCUACCUGAGCUGUGCACCUCGCAAGUUUGAUGUGUUGCUGGAUUGCCAUCCAGAGGUGAAUGACAUGCAGAAGCGUCUUCAUCGCAGCGUCUUUCUGACUUUCCUGAGGAUGUCCACUCACAAGGAGUCCAAGGAUCACUUUAUCACCCCCUCUGUCUUUGGAGAAAUUAUUUACAACAAUUUCCUGUUCGACAUCCCUAAGAUAAUGGAUCUCUGUGUGCUGUUUGGAAAGGGAAAUGGUCCCCUGCUCCAGAAGAUGAUUGAAAAUAUCUUCACUCAGCAGCCAAGUUACUUUGGUGACCUGGACGAAACUCUGCCCACUGUCCUCCAGGUGUUCAGCAAUAUUUUGCAGAAGUGUGGCCUGCAGUGUGAAGGAGCCUCUGCUGAGCCCCAGAAAUUGGAAGAAAGAGUGAAUGUGACCCCAGGGAACAUGCCCGUCCAGGAGCUGAAGGAUAUUGUGCUGUACCUGUGUGACACUUGCACAACACUCUGGGCAUUUCUUGAUGUCUUCCCAUUGGCUUGCCAGACCUUUCAAAAACACGAGUUUUGCUACAGGUUAGCAUCAUUCUAUGAACUGGCAAUUCCUGAGCUGGAGUCUGCAAUUAAGAAGAGGCAUUAUGAAGAUAACAGUGUUUAUGCUGAUUUGUGGAGGAGAAUUUCACAUUCCAGGAAAAAGGUGAUGGAAGCCUUUCACAUCCUCAUAAAUCAAGUGUGUCUGCAGCCCAUCUUAGAGAGCAGCUGUGAGAAUAUUCAGCCUUACAUUGAAGAGUUCCUACAGAUCUUUACAUCGGUACUUCAGGAAAGAAGAUUUCUCCGUGACUAUGAUGAGCUGUUUCCAGUUGAAGAUGAUGUCAGUCUGCUCCAGCAGGCUUCCUCCACGCUAGAUGAGACCAGGACAGCAUAUAUCCUCCAGGCAGUGGAAAGUGCAUGGGAAGGUGUAGACAGGAAAAAAGCACAAGUCGUUCAAGAUCCAGCAUCACCAGCAGCGUGUAAUGGAGCAUCAGCAAUGGUGGAAAGUUCCACUGAGGAAAGAGAAGAGCUCAGGGCUGCGUAUGCAUUGGAAGAUGAGUGUGCUGGUGCAGCUGCUGCACCUGCUCCCAAGGUGUCAGGGGUGGAGCUGGACUCUCUGAUCUCUCAAGUGAAAGACCUGCUGCCAGACCUUGGGGAGGGCUUCAUCCUGGCCUGCCUGGAAGAGUACAGUUACAAUGCAGAGCAAGUGAUCAACAACAUCCUUGAAGAUAAGCUGGUGCCAUUCUUGGCUAAACUGGACCGAACCAUGCAAAGACAGCCGAAGCCAGACCCUACACCUUUGGUCACUGCUCGCUGCAAUGUUUUCCAGAAUGAUGAGUUUGAUGUGUUCAGCAGGGAUUCAGUGGAUGUUUCUCGGAUACAGAAAGGCAAGCGGAGGGAGAAGGACACAACCAGGAGUCUGCUGAAUGACAAGCGCCUGGUGGCUGAGCAGAGGGAACGCUACAGCCAGUACAGUGUGGUUGUGGAGGAGCUGCCCGUGCAGCCAGGAGAAGCUCAGCUCUAUGGGGAGGACUAUGAGGAUGAGUACGAUGACACCUAUGAUGGAAACCAAGUAGGGGCAAAUGAUGCUGACUCGGACGACGAGCUGAUUAGUAGAAGGCCGUUCACAACUCCUCAAGUUCUGAGACUCAAAGGGCAGGAGGAAGGGCAGGAGGAGGAGGAAGAGGAAGAAGAAGAAGAGGAGGAGGUUGAAAAGGAAAGACCGAAGGACCACUUCGUGCAGGACCCAGCUGUGCUGCGGGAGAGAGCUGAAGCCAGGCGGAUGGCUUUCCUUGCCAGGAAGGGGCACAAGCACGACAGCUCUGCUGUUGUUGGGAACACAAAGGGACACGGGCAGAACCGAGAAACAGUGCAGGAACGAAGGAAGAAGGAAGCAAACAAAAGCACAAGAGCGAAUCAUAACCGGCGAGUCAUGGCUGACAGAAAGCGGAAUAAAGGCAUGAUUCCUUCCUGAAAGCCUUCCCAGGUGCUGCAUCAGCCCCAGUCCUCUGCUUGGAGGCAGCUGUGCUCCAUUCCCUUGGCCCUCCCUUAGCUCAGGGAGGCUGGGUGCCACAUCCAGUACCUGGCCCUUCAGCUCCAUGUCAACUGCACAUCCCAUGGGAGGGCUGCCGCUUCCUGGAGAGGAGCUGCCCUCCAUGCACACCGUGGCUGUUCCUCAGCCUGCAGAGAGAGAGAUGUGUGUACAACAGAGAGCUGCACCCCAGGUGCAUUGCACAAGCUGCACCCACCAUUCACUUCUUUUUUGUACUAUUUAUAACGCGGAGAGUUUUAUUUUCAUACUGGCUCCUCCUGCCCUCACUGCAGCCCACGGGAGCUUCCAGGCCUUGCAAGGCUUCCUUGGGGCAGCCCUUCCAGCUGCCUGCUCUGCUGUGACGCCUUAUCCUGCGGUGAGACUCAAAAGCUGACAGCAAAACUCUUGGGCUGAGCAUUGCUCAACACACACACAGGAGUUGAGGUCAGUGAGUCUGUAUCGUAACUUUCUGUCCCUCAAGCAAGGCGUGUGGAAAAUUGAAUGUGCCAAUAAAUGAUCUAAGUCUUGUAGUUGGUGUUUUAGGCUCUAAAGAACUACACUGAUCCUGAAGUUGGAGGAGUCUCAGCAAUGUGCUGCGUCUGCAGGCAGUGAAAUUUGUUUGCUGCUCUGUGUUGGUUUAGUGAAAUGAGAUCUAGCCACUGAGAGUCGAGAUAAUUGAAAAUCAGGCUCGUGGUAUCCAAUGCAAGCUGACAGUAACAUGGAAAUCGGAGAUAGCAGGGUCAGAGUCCCUGGGGAGCCACCUCCUCACUAACUGCUUGUCACACUCGGUGAAGCAGAACUGCCCUGAUCUUCAUGUUUGCUGUUUGGAUGCCUGGGAGCUAUUAGUAAACAACAGGUUCCUAGUUGCUGAACGGGCUUUUUCCCUGAGGGCCGUCUUUUGUGAUGGAGCUGCUCUCUGCAUGGAGAGAUGUGUGAGUCCUGGAGUUUGCUUUAUGACCUGUCUGUAGGUGGGCUGCUGCGCUGUGCCCAGACCUGGACUGCCUGCCCACCAGUCGCUGUUGUCACAGGGUAUUUGCAUGGUUUUGGAGUGCUCUUUUCUCUUGUGGAGACAAACUUCCGUGUCGGUCAUAAUUAGGCUUUGCUUGGUUAGUCUAUUCCAAACGCCUCCACGUUCUGUGCAUUUUGAAGUACACACGUAUAGAAUAGAGCAGACAAAGCUGCCUGUGCUGGAUAAAUGAGCCUGGGGCCAUGCAGUGUUAUACCCACUGCUCCAGGGUACCUCCGCUGCUGCCCUCCCCCUCCAGCACUGCAGCGCACGCUGUAGGCACUGAGGUUGCUGCCUGGUUUUACGCAGAGGGCGGGGACUGUGGGGCUGUAGGAUCACUGCUGCUACCAACACCUCUGUGCCAGGCUGCCCUCCUGAGCACAGAAAUGUCUGAGCGCACAUCGUCCCAAACCUCAUAAUGACAAGGUGUAGGAGAGAGGGAAUUGGGUCUACCAGCUUCCCAAAAAUCCGGAGUCGAGGAAAAUUACCCCCUGGGAGAACUCUGGUGUUUUAUAGCUCCUGUUCUCUGGCUUGAGAGCUUCAUUUACUCUCUGCCAGACUGCUACAAUACCAUCUCCCCUUUCCUAAUACUGUAUUCAUCUUCAGUUCUUGCUUCUAAGAAGCUGCAAAUCUCCAUCACCUGCUCAGCAUAGUGUGAAGCUAUCAGCACUGCGGCCAGAACUUGGAGUAAAGCAGCACUUCUACGGUAGGAGAUAAUCCCAGGAAAGCUUCAAGCUCCUCUUAAGCAUCUCUAUAAAAGCACAGCUGGGGCUGUGAAAAGUCCUCGUUGUUUUUCUGCUCAAAAACAAGCACAAUGUUUUUAAGUCCCUUUAAUGUUCUUACAGUAAACGUUUUUACUCCUGUCUGGCACAUAUUUACAAACCCAAUAAAGCUGCUUUCAUUAGUGCUGGCUGUAA
Coturnix japonica (Japanese quail) is the source of this 5140-nucleotide messenger RNA. It is a transcript of the gene ASCC2, whose product is annotated as activating signal cointegrator 1 complex subunit 2. Lineage: Eukaryota; Metazoa; Chordata; Aves; Galliformes; Phasianidae. Gene Ontology annotation, molecular function: ubiquitin binding. The record is from RefSeq and is a predicted model, not a curated record. Gene Ontology annotation, biological process: regulation of DNA-templated transcription.